Cadophora gregata is the source of this 1920-nucleotide messenger RNA. RefSeq lists its product as uncharacterized. Gene Ontology annotation, cellular component: nucleolus; 90S preribosome; nucleus. The coding region runs from base 1 to 1920 and encodes 639 amino acids. Gene Ontology annotation, biological process: maturation of SSU-rRNA from tricistronic rRNA transcript (SSU-rRNA, 5.8S rRNA, LSU-rRNA). The record is from RefSeq and is a predicted model, not a curated record. Gene Ontology annotation, molecular function: protein binding. Lineage: Eukaryota; Fungi; Ascomycota; Leotiomycetes; Helotiales; Ploettnerulaceae. The transcript has a single exon.
AUGAAGCUUACAAACUCCAACGAGGUGCUGGUUUACACCAUUUCCGGUGCAUCAACCGCUAGACCUCUGCCAGACUGGCUGGCUCGCCAGAGGAAACGCAGCUUGAAGAAUGACCCCGAGUACGCUAAUCGGGUCGAGCUUCUCCAGGACUUCGAAUUCGAAGAAGCCAGUGCAUGCGUAAGGGUCAGUGAAGAUGGAGAGUGGGUGAUGAGUACAGGGACAUACAAGCCGCAAAUUCAUGCACACUACCUCCCCAACCUUUCACUGUCGUUUGCCCGGCAUACGACGACCUUAAAUCACUCCUUCAUUCUACUAUCCUCCGACUACUCAAAGUCCUUGCACCUGCAGACUGACCGACGGCUCGAGUUCCAUACUCCAGGUGGAUGUCACUAUCAAACUCGCCUUCCACGAUACGGACGGGAUCUACAAUAUGAUAGACAUUCGGCAGAAGCCUUGGUUCCUGCAGUUGGAGUUAACGCGGAAGGCAGCGGGGAAGUUUAUCGACUAAAUCUCGAAAUUGGGAGAUACAUGAAGCCAUACCAGGUUGACGUUGGUGGCGAUGACAUGACAACUGCUGGAGGCGGUGCGCUACAGGGAGGAAUCAACGUCGGCGCUGUCAACUGCGCAGCUAUUGCCGAAGACAGCCACAAUCUUUUAGCUUUCGGGACUUCGAUUGGCACUGUGGAAUUCUGGGAUCCAAGAUCAAAGUCAAGGAUAGGGAUUCUAGCUGGGCAAGAAGGCGAAGUAACCGCGCUUGACUUCAGUCGAUCCGGCGAAUCCCUGGCAUUGGGAACUUCAAAAGGAUUGGUUCAGCUCUUUGAUCUUCGAAAACCGGUGCCACUCCUACGAAAAGAUCAAGGAUACGGCUAUCCCAUUAAGACGCUUAUGCACAUGACGACUUCAUCCCAGGAGAAGAAGAUUCUGUCAGCCGACAAACGCAUCAUCAAGCUGUGGGAUGAGGCGGACGGGAAAGCAUGGACUUCAGUGGAGCCAGCGGUUGACAUCAACUCUGUUGCAUGGUGCAAAGAUAGCGGUAUGAUUUUAACAGCAAACGAAGGGAAGCAGCAACAUGCUUUCUUCAUUCCUCAGCUUGGCCCAGCUCCAAAAUGGUGCAGCUUCUUGGAUAACAUGGUGGAAGAGAUGGCAGAAGAGGCUCCGGCAGAGACCUACAACAAUUACAAGUUCUUGACUCUUCCUGAGCUCAAAGCAAUCAAUUUGGGUCAUCUUGUUGGAACUACAAAUCUGUUGCGGCCAUACAUGCACGGAUAUUUUGUUGCAUCCAAACUUUAUGAGGAAGCCCGACUCAUUGCAAAUCCAUAUAUUUGGGACGAGGAGAGAACGAAGAGAGUCAAAGAGAAGGUUGAGAAGGAGAGGGCUACCAGAAUUAGAGGGAGCAAAAAGGUCAAGGUCAAUCAAAACCUUGUUGACAAGCUUCUCAAAAGACAGGAACGAAGAGAGAAGGUGGACGAGGAUAUGGGUAUUCUUGGAGAUAGUCGUUUUGGAAAGUUGUUCGAGGAUGACGAAUUUGCUGUGGAUGAAAGGAGCAGAGAGUUCCAAGCCCUCAACCCUAGCACGAAGGUUGAUGGUCCUAGCCAAACUGUAGCUGUCAACAGCGACGGUAGUGACAGCGAGGACGAGGAUGAGAUUGUGAAACCCAAGCCAAAACCAGAGAUGCGCAUCUCUUCGUCGUCAUACAAAAAAUCUGGACAUCAGCGGCAAGACAAAGCUCUUGGAGCCAGGACACAGAGCACAGGCCGGGUCAACAAGAAUAAGGGCGAUAUUGUGGGUGAACGUCAAGUCACAUUUGCACCCACUGGAGGGAGGAAGGGCAAGGACAAGGAAGAAGCAACACCAGCGCGAAAAGGACGACGAGACGACGGCAGGAGAAGCGCAAGUGGGAAUGUCUUUAGGAAUAUGUGA